CUUCCCCGCCAAUAUUAGGUUUUGGCUCCUUCCCUCAAACGCCCAAAACCAAUUGCAAGAAUCCAUUUGAAGAACCAUAACGUUAUUCCUUUCCCAAUAAUCAUCGGGAGCAACCUUCCACAACUUACAAAAUCGGAGAAUAGUAGUAAAAUAACCAAAAAGGAGGAGGAAAUUAGAGAAUCAGCAGAGUAUGGAAGAACCAGAGACGAGUAUGGAAGUGCGUAGCCUAUCGGGUGAAUCCAUAAGUGUCUCCAUUUUGCCGGACAAAACCAUUCAACAACUCAAGCAACUCCUCAAGCAAGCAUUCCCACCGGCUUCAAUUUCCCCAAAUUUCCACCUCUUUCUCAAGGGUGUCAAAUUGGGGUUAGAGAGUAAGGUAAGUGACCAUUCAGUUGGGAUUGGGGAAUUUCUUGUACUUGUUCCCUAUACCAAGAAAGACAGACAACAGAACAAGAAAACCGAGACACCUGCUAGUUCAUCUAUCCCAGUUGGUGGCUCAACUCUGAAAGAAGCUGAGACAGCAUGGUCUGACAUGAUGCAAGACUUGUCUUACUUGAGCAGCAUACCUAGGAAUGAAAAUCAGACAGAAGCUCUUUUGGAUGAAACACGUUAUAGAGAUUCAGAUGGACACAAUUGCAGUGUUUCGAUGAAUUGUUCUUCACAGGUUAAGCGCAAGAGAAGCAUCAAGGAUUAUAAGAUGGAAGGACAUGCAGAUGAGCUAGUCCUUAGCAUACUAAAAUCAUAUUCCGUUGACAUGGAUGACGAGAAAGCUAAGAUGUUUGUUCAGGUUUUAGCAACUAUAAAUUGUUUUAUCGAUCCGGAUUCAGGCAACUGCAUGUGUGAGGAAGCCAACAGAAAGGAAAACGCAUCUGAUCCAUGUUCGAGUGGUAGUGAUUCGUGCGGGUGUCCAACAUGGUUAAGGAGUAUAAGCAAAAUAUUUUCUUUUUUAAACAUCUAUUCAGCUUCCUUACAACUUCAGCAGGGACAAGUUACCUACUCCAGUCUGAAGGGAGCACUUGAUCGUCUCUGUCUGUUUGGAUUUCUGGCUGGUGUCUCAGACAUCGAGCAACUUUCCCUAUUUUGCCCUAAGGUUGUACACAUUGUUGAUGAUGAUACCAUGGCUAAGAAUUUCAAGGAUGGUAUUGUUAUUUUCAGAAACUCAACAACAAAGGGAGACCAGAGUGCAACUAAAAAAGGUGUAACCAUAUCAAAUGUUCUCCGCUCAAUGAAGAAAAGGGAGUAUGCAUUCCGAAAAAGUCUUUUGAAGUUAGUCAAGUUGUUAAAGCGUCAAAAUGGAAAUGAGUUUUCUAAAAUUUCCCUGGAAGAUUUCAUUACCUUUGUGAAGCAAGGUGGUAUUGGUGCAACAGGCAUUGACACGAGACGAGCAGGUUCUCAAUCCUUUAAAGUAAACUGUUGUGAUACUAAUCCUAUGACACCUUUGGAAAUGGUGGAACAUCUGAGAAAGGGGAUUGGAUCUGAUGGACAGGUUGUUCAUAUUGAAAAUAUCACUGCCCGCAAUGCCACCUAUGUUGAGAUCCCAAGUGCACUUUCAGAAAGCACAAGAUUGGCAUUGAAAAAUAUUGGAAUUACCAGAUUAUAUAGCCAUCAGGCUGAGUCUAUCCAGGCUUCUCUUGCGGGAAAAAAUGUUGUUGUAGCUACCUUGACAUCCAGUGGGAAAUCUCUGUGCUACAAUGUGCCAGUUCUGGAAGUAGUAUCCCAGAAUUUGUCAGCAUGUGCUCUAUACCUAUUUCCUACAAAGGCUUUAGCACAAGAUCAACUAAGGUCUUUAUUAAACAUGACAAACGAGUUUAGCGCUGACCUUACAAUUGGUGUAUAUGAUGGUGACACUUCUCAGAUGGAUAGGAAAUGGCUGCGUGAUAAUGCUAGACUGUUGAUCACAAAUCCUGAUAUGUUGCAUGUCUCAAUCUUGCCGUGUCAUAGACAAUUCAGUCGACUUUUAUCAAAUCUUAGGUUUGUCAUUGUUGAUGAAGCUCAUUCGUAUAAGGGGGCAUUUGGGUGUCAUACUGCUCUUAUUUUGAGGCGACUUCACCGACUUUGUUCUCAUGUGUACGGCAGUAAUCCUUCAUUUAUAUUUUCUACUGCGACCUCUGGAAAUCCCGUGGAGCACUCAAAGGAGCUCUCAAAUCUACGAACAAUAGAGUUGAUUCAGAAUGAUGGCAGUCCAUCUGGCUCAAAGCUUUUUGUGUUAUGGAAUCCUCCUUUGCGCCUGAAAAUGAUCUCAAAGAGAUUUAAGACUGGCAUUGAGGAUGGCUCUGUUGACAAGCAUCUGAUUGCUAGAAGAUCAAGUCCCAUUUUGGAGGUUUCUUGCCUUUUUGCAGAAAUGAUGCAGCAUGGUCUUCGUUGUAUUGCAUUUUGUAAAACGCGCAAACUUUGUGAGCUUGUCUUAUGUUACACGCGUGAGAUUCUUCAGGAAGCAGCACCUCAUUUAGUUGAUACUAUAUGCGCUUACCGAGCUGGUUAUAUUGCUGAGGAUCGAAGAAGAAUUGAGCAUGACUUUUUCAAUGGUAGUAUAUGCGGUAUUGCUGCUACAAAUGCUCUUGAAUUGGGUAUUGAUGUAGGACAUAUUGAUGCAACCCUACAUCUAGGCUUUCCAGGCAGUAUAGCUAGUCUGUGGCAACAGGCAGGAAGGUCAGGCAGACGGGGAAAUGCAUCACUUGCUAUUUAUGUUGCCUUUGAAGGGCCUUUGGAUCAAUAUUUCAUGAAAUUCCCCCAGAAACUUUUCAGGGGCCCAAUUGAAUGUUGUCAUGUAGAUGCAAGAAACCGGCAGGUUCUUGAACAGCAUCUGGCUGCUGCUGCUUUUGAACAUCCACUGAGCUUGUCUGAUGACGAGAAAUACUUUGGCCCUGGCCUGGAGAGUAUCAUAAUGGCACUUAAAAACAAGGGAAUUCUGAGUACAGAUAUAUCACGUAGUGCUGCAGCCAGAAUAUGGAGCUACAUCGGGUUGGAGAUGCCCUCAACUGCCAUUAGUAUUCGAGCCAUAGAAACUGAGCGGUACAAAGUGAUCGACAUUCAAAAGAAUGAACUCCUGGAAGAAAUUGAAGAAAGCAAGACUUUCUUUCAGGUUUAUGAAGGGGCUAAUUAUAUGAAUCAAGGGAAGACGUAUCUUGUGAAGGAGCUUGAUGUGGCAAACAGAAUUGCUUGGUGCCAACGAGCGGACUUGAAAUAUUAUACCAAAACUCGUGACUAUACUGAUGUCCAAGUCACUGGUGCCAACUUUGCUUACCCAGCAAGGACUACUAGUCUGCAACUUCCAAGAACAACUGCCCAAGCACAAAGUUGCAAAGUAACAACCACGUGGUUCGGUUUCUGCAAAAUAUGGAAAAAGAGCAACCAAGUCUUUGACACUGUUGAUCUUUCACUUCCUAAUUACACAUAUGAAACCCAGGCUGUGUGGAUUCAAGUUCCUCAGAUCAUAAAGACAGCCGUAGAGACCUUAAAUUAUUCAUUCCGAGGAGGCUUACAUGCUGCUGGUCAUGCUCUUCUUAAUGUUGUUCCAAUGUACAUAGUUUGCAAUUCAUCUGAUUUAGCCUCAGAAUGUGUAAACCCUUAUGAUUCCCGCGAUGUUCCAGAAAGAAUUCUGCUUUAUGAUCCACAUCCUGGAGGCACUGGCAUUUCAGCACAGGUGCAGCAUAUAUUCAGUGAGCUUCUGACUGCUGCUUUGGAACUUCUUGCAUCAUGCUGUUGCUCUGGCGAUACCGGCUGCCCUAACUGUGUACAAAAUAUUUCUUGUCGUGAGUACAAUGAGGUUUUGCACAAGGAUGCCGCCAUAAUGAUAAUCAAGGGUGUAAUAGAGGAAGAAGAAUCCUACUUUAGGAGUAUAUCAGAGUUGUCUUAGAUGUUUGGCUUGGUGCUUUGCUUCUUCUGCUCUCUGCUUACAGUAUACAGCCCCAAUCCCAAUAUUAGGGAUGGCUGCUGUUAGAUAGUGUGAUUAAAUGUCAUUCUACAUAAUUUAAGAUUCUUAUAUUUGUGUCAUCAGAGAGUAGUGGCCAACUAGGCAACACUAAAGUGGACAUUAUUUGAUUUAUUAGGUAGGUGCGUCUUAUGUCAAUCCUUGUUCACAUGCGUUAAUCGUCUCAAAUUUUGAAUUUGUCUCUACUGGAGACUAGAAUA
Messenger RNA from Solanum dulcamara, 4131 nucleotides. RefSeq lists its product as uncharacterized. The record is from RefSeq and is a predicted model, not a curated record. Gene Ontology annotation, molecular function: ATP binding; protein binding; nucleic acid binding. Bases 191 to 3856 code for a protein of 1221 amino acids. The transcript has 27 exons. Lineage: Eukaryota; Viridiplantae; Streptophyta; Magnoliopsida; Solanales; Solanaceae.